Brassica oleracea var. oleracea is the source of this 810-nucleotide messenger RNA. RefSeq lists its product as uncharacterized. Bases 22 to 555 code for a protein of 177 amino acids. The record is from RefSeq and is a predicted model, not a curated record. Lineage: Eukaryota; Viridiplantae; Streptophyta; Magnoliopsida; Brassicales; Brassicaceae. The transcript has 4 exons.
UCGAAAACGCUCUGGAGAGAGAUGAAGGAAAUUCAAAUUCCCAGGAAAAACUCUACGCGCUCAUCUGAUACCGCAACGAAGAGGAUCAUCAAGGAUCCUGAGCUGAAGAAUCGAAAGUUUGCGGAGAAGAGACAGAGCGCAACCGUCGGAAGCACGAACGAUCCAUCGGAUUUUGAUCCGAUCUAUUUCGCGAUCUCCGAUCACGAAGCCGAGAGUUUUCUGCAAGGAUCGAGUGUAGACCUCUUACCAACGCCAGAGAUUUGCGACGAAUCUCCAGUUUCAUCCGUUGCUAACAAGGCUUUUCACGUCAUCGACGCUGCGAUUGCUGCGGGCUUGCCUGCUUCUGUGCAGUCCUUGCGCGCCGAGAUCAGCGACCUGAAGAAAACGAUCUGUUCAGUUGAGAGUUCUGAUGAAAGUAAACGCGUCGAUGGAGCUGUUACUCUCAAAUUCCGCGUUGUGGUUUUGGUUUUCGUCCUUUGGGCUCUCUUAGCUGCGGUUGUGGUCGAAGUCAGCUCAGGAGAGGAGGUUGCUUACUCUGGACCACUUCCAACUUGAAGGAUUCAACUCACAAUCCAUGGAUUCUAUGAAUCGUCAGGAUCUUGGGUGUUGUCACUGAGAAACCAGGGGCCAAAAACUCAACUACUUAUUCGGAAGCUAAGCAUGUAAAAGGUGGAAGCAUAUACAUAAGGAAACAAUUCUACAGAUAAGUAUUUCGUAUUUGUUCUGAACAGUGUUGUGCUGAUAUUUCUAAUUGAUAUUGGCAACUUUAGUCUUAUUUAGUGUUAAUAAUUGAUAUGUUUAAGAAAGCCC